Messenger RNA from Microthlaspi erraticum, 2661 nucleotides. The record is from the annotation of a GenBank genome assembly. NCBI's taxonomy places the organism in Eukaryota, Viridiplantae, Streptophyta, Magnoliopsida, Brassicales, Brassicaceae.
AUGGAAGAGUUGGGAUUACCGGAGAGAUUGUUUCAAACUGGAUUUGAACCAACUGGUAGAAAAAGGGUGAACAAUUACUUCACUCUUAGAUGGGUUGAACUUAUCAAGCCUGCUCUUGAUGCCGAGUACCUCCAAAUGUUGAGUGAGUCUCAGUUUAAGAGUAUUAUGAAAAUGGGAGGACAUAUCUUCUCUGUGAUGUUUGUCCAUUAUCUUCUUUCGAGACAGUUGGUUACAAAGAAAAAGUAUGAACUUUGGUGGGUAUUUUCUGGAAAACCUGUUAGGUAUGGGCUUUCUGAAUUUGCCUUAGUCACAGGUUUGAAUUGUGGUCAAGUAUCUGGUGCUGAGAGUUCACAGAAGAAGAAAAAACAGAAACCUGUGAAAGGUCGACAGAAGAAAAAAGUGGAUAAGAAGGAGAGAGGUCCAAUGUGGGAAGCUUUGUUUGGAGAUUUUGAUAAUCCUACACCGGCUUGGAUCCUUGAUAAGUUACUAUUGGGAAAGAAGUAUAAGGAUCCUCUAUCACGUUUCCGUCUGGCUUUGUUGUUAAUCGUGGAAGGAAUUUUGUGUCCUACAAGUGGAUCAACAAAUAUUAGGAAAGAGGUUGUUGAAAUGGUUGCUGACGUUGACUAUUUUCUCAACUAUCCUUGGGGUCGGGAGUCGUUCUUGUUAACUGUUGAGAGUGCAAAGGCGAGAACUAAAGAACAGUAUGUACAGAAGACAACAGCAAUUCAAGGCUUUGCGCAUGCCAUGGUUCUGGUUGCUGCAUCUUCAUGUCCGGAGAUAGUUUCUUCAAGAGCUGCUGGGUACUCUUUUUUAUGUGAUGAUAAUAACAGUGAUGAAGUGGAGAAGUUUGUAGUUAACAUCGUAUCAGCGAAAACAAUUGAUCUGAGGGGUCAGGCUUCUGUAAAGUCGUUGAUAAGUGAUCAAAGGCAGUUGGAUGAUCCCAAGUUUUCAUUCGCUGAUGAAAAAGAUGACCCCACUGUUUCACAUUUGAUGAAUUUGAUAAUGGAAGAUUUUCCAUUCGAACAUAAUUCAUGGCAUGGAGGUGUUAAGGCUUCAGAAGUUGCUGGUGAUGAAGAUGAAGAGUUGGAGGCUGAGGAAACGUCCCCUAUUAAUGUGGUUGCUACUAUGUGUUCAGGGAAGAAUGUCGUGGUCAACUCUACGGUAAUAGAAGAAGUUGAUAAUGGUGGUAGAGGGCUUGUUAGGACUAAUCAGGUCGAUGUUGGGUUGCAAACAACAUAUGAGAUCUCAACACUUCUGAAGCAGUUGGUAGAUACCUUUGAGGAAAGAACGGCAAACAUAGUGAAAAGUGUUUCUGCAAGUUUAGAAGUUCAUAUUAAAACAGUGAUGGAGAAGCUGAAAUCUGAAUUUGAAGAAAAUUUUGAGAUAAGAAAGAGAGAUAUACUUGAUAUUCAGCAGCAGCAUUCUGGUGGAGGGUACAAUGAUGGUGGAUGUAGCGGUAAUAACUCAAAUGGUGCUGAAGGUUUUCCCAAUAAAGAACCUGGUGAUUUAGUUUUACAGGGAACGACCAAGAAGGUUGCUGUCCCGUCUGAAGCUAGUGAAACAGACUGUCUUCAUAAAAGAGGAGAGAAUGUCGGUGACGAUGAGUCUGACGAUAAUAUUUUGGAAAAUUUGAAUACAAAAUUAGGCAAGACAUCAAUUACGGGGAAGCGAUCCAUUGUCAAUAAAGUGCCAUCUGCAGAAGAUUCUUUAUAUGAGAAAGAAAAGAGAUUAAGCAAACGAACUCGAAGUUGUCCAGAUAGAUACAAUCCUUCACAAUCACAUUCGAAGAAAAGUCGAAAGUGUAAUAGAGAUAAAGAUGAGAGUUGGAUUGAUGGUAAUGGUGGUGUUUUCCCUGUGUCUGAUCAACUGAUUUCAGCAUCUUCUAAAAUCGUUCUCAUCGGUGGCUUUGCUCCUUUUAUUGAACCUGGUACCGAAAAGAUAAUUGCAUUUGAGGAAGCAGUUGCUAAGAAAUGGAUGCUACCAUUAUCCGAUGGAAGUUUUGUGAAUGCUGAUGUCUUGAAACCUCUUUUCUGUUCUAGCUACCCGAUAUUGUCAAAGGUUAUGGAGGUUGUAGUUUGUCGUGCUCGGGUCAGAUGCGAGCAUGACUCUUGUUCUCGAUUUUCAUUCCUUGGGCCUGAGUAUAUUCCAAAUAUUAGAAAAGAGCAUUUGAGGUUUUUGGCAGCAUCUGAUAAAGAUGUUUUUGAGUUCCCAACCUGUGUUAGUUUUAAUGAAGGAAAUCUUCUAAAUGUUGGAGCAGCUGCAGAAGUGUUGUAUUGUCCAGUUCAUAUUAAUGAACUUCACUGGGUUGGACUUUCUAUAGACCUAAAAGGGGCUACUAUUACCGUCCUUGAUAGUAACUUCGCCUGUGUUUCCGAGGAAGAAUUGGGGAAUUAUUUAGCUCCGAUUGCCGAAAUGUUACCAUAUCUACGAUGUGGUGUCGGUGAAGACAAUGAUCAUGGAACCACAGACAAGACUCCAUUUGUGAUUAACAGGCUUGACAUUCCUUUUCUAUGCGAGAUCCCUGGUUUGUCUGCUGUUGCUUCUUUUGUUCUUAUGGAGCUACAUGCUACAAACCAGUUGAAGUGUUGUUCUUCGCUUGGUGAUGUGAGUCUCAAAACCGCUGCUCGAUGUUAUGCUGUUGAUUGCUUAUCCUUGGAAUGA